Messenger RNA from Saccoglossus kowalevskii, 1056 nucleotides. RefSeq names its product BMP-binding endothelial regulator protein-like. NCBI's taxonomy places the organism in Eukaryota, Metazoa, Hemichordata, Enteropneusta, Harrimaniidae. Gene Ontology annotation, biological process: regulation of angiogenesis; blood vessel development. Gene Ontology annotation, cellular component: extracellular matrix. The record is from RefSeq and is a predicted model, not a curated record.
CACGCAUACAAUCGCCAUGUAUCGUUUAAUGGUCAUCCUGACAUUACUGGCCUCAGUUAUAGCUAUGCCAAAUCAGGGUCUGGCUGAAAAACGAAACACUGAAUGGAGCCAAACUUACAUGGGUUGUUUUAAAGAUGGUGUCGAAAGGGCAAUGAAUGCACACCACACUACUCACGAGUUGAUGUCAGUGGAAUAUUGCGUUGAUUUCUGUAGAACUACAGUUGGUAGCAUUUAUUCGGGGCUACAGAAUGGUACUCAUUGCUUUUGUGGUUUACAAUACAACAAAUACGGAGAGGCCAGUGAUACUGACUGCAACGUACCAUGUGCUGGAGACGUGAAUGACAUUUGCGGUGGUACAUUGACUAAUAGUGUUUACAAACUUGCUGUGAGGGCCGUGUGGAGAGGAGAUCCACAUAUGAUCACGUUCGAUGGCCAUCCUUACAGAUUUGAAGGUGUAUGCUGGUAUACUAUGAUCAAGGAUUGUUCAAACCUGCAUCCAGAAUUUGAAAUCAGUGCAAAAUUUGAACCCCGUGAUGAUAGUACGAUCGAAGUAAUUAAGAGCAGAACAACAGCUAUCAAUGUUACUGUUGGUAACGAAUACGUCUUCAUCGACGGUCUUAAUGUUACUAAAGGAAAUAGUAAAAAGAUGCUGUUGAAGUCACCAACAAUAUCUGUCAAGGAAGACGGAUAUAUGGUGAAGUUGAAAUUCAUGCUGUCAGGCACAGAAUUCAUGCUCGAGUGGACCCUGAAAAAACGUAUCUUUACUGCAAAGCUCUCAGGUUCGAGUUACCGAGGUAAACUAUGUGGUCUACUUGGUAACGCCGAUGGAAAUAGUCUCAAUGACUUCCAGAAACCGGAUGGUAUCGUUGUGCAUGAUGUUGUUGAGUUUGGGGAAAGCUGGAAAAACCAUGAUAUGAAAUGUGAUGAGGACUGGAGUGUUUGACGGCCAAAAUUAUGUUGACUCACAACAAUGCUUGAAUAGCAUUACUAUAAACAGGGUUUAAAAAUAUGGGUGUGGUUAUGAUUAUAGUCAAAAAAUAAAAAAUAUUAUAAUGU